Messenger RNA from Parasteatoda tepidariorum (common house spider), 486 nucleotides. The record is from RefSeq and is a predicted model, not a curated record. Lineage: Eukaryota; Metazoa; Arthropoda; Arachnida; Araneae; Theridiidae.
ACAACAAAAAAACAGAAGUUGUAUUGAAAAGGUGAAAAAAAAUGGUGAAAGGAAGUGACGUAUUUAUCCAGAGAAAUUGCGUCAUUUGUUUAUUAUAAGUUGAUGAGAGUGAUUUAUCUCUUGCGAAGAGCGGUUUUCUGUCGUUAAACAGUUUUGUCCUAUUAGAUUGCUUCUGCACCUAAGGUUUCGCACAGGUUCCAAAGAUAUGGAAAGUUGAAUACGUUCUAUCGUUAGGAAGCAAAAGAAGAUUCAAUCAUGGAUGUCAGUGAACCCAUUGUUGACGAAAAAGAAUUAAUUAACAAAUUACGUGAAAAAGUAUCUGAUCUUGAUGUUAGACCAGAGUUUAACGAUGAUGAUGCAUAUUAUAGGAAAUGGUUGAAAGCUAGAAGCUUUAAUUUAGAGAAAGCAGAAGAAAUGUUUAGAAAGGACUCUGCCCCAUCGCAUGCAUCUAAGGUCACCCAGAAAUUCCUAACAGAUCAGCAAGUG